AUGGCUGAUGACAACUACACUCAUGCUAGACUGAAAGGGCGCCUAGGUACAUCUGGCCCAAGGCCACGGCCACUUCAUCUGCAGGCGGGUCGAGUCUUGGUGCUCAGUUACGCUGAAAAGCUGCAUCAGACGGCCAGACGAGGCUGCUGCUACCUUGUCUCUGAUACUCCUCGCAGGAUGUGGAGGCCAAGCUGGUUGGGUUUGGGGAGCGAAGGCUUCCUGACCCAUCUCCUUUUCUUUGGCUUUUCAGGUGUUGGCAAGACCACCUUGAUCCAAAAAGCCAGCGAGGUCCUGCAGUCCUCCGGGGUGCCCGUGGAUGGAUUUUAUACUCAGGAAGUCAGGCAGGGAGGGCGAAGGAUCGGAUUUGAUGUCGUCACCCUGUCUGGGGCUCGGGGGCCUCUGUCCAGAGUUGGGUCACAGCCUCCACCUGGAAAGCCCGAGUGUCGAGUGGGGCAGUAUGUGGUGGACCUGGCUUCUUUUGAGCAGUUGGCACUACCUGCCCUAAGAAACGCUGGUCCCAGCUGUGGCCCCGGGUACAGAGUGUGCAUCGUCGAUGAGAUUGGGAAAAUGGAGCUGUUCAGCCAGCCUUUCAUCCAGGCAGUCCGCCAGACGCUGUCCGCGCCAGGCACGGUUGUCCUUGGCACCAUCCCAGUUCCCAAAGGGAAGCCGCUGGCCCUGGUGGAGGAGAUCAGGAACCGGCGUGACGUGAAGGUGUUCAAUGUCACCAAGGAGAACAGAAACGGCCUCUUGCCCGAUAUUGUGACCUGUGUGCAGAGCAGCCAGGCCUGAAGCGGCAGCUGUGUGCGUCCAGGUUUGCUGCUUUGGCGUCAACAGGCCU
Acomys russatus (golden spiny mouse) is the source of this 838-nucleotide messenger RNA. RefSeq names its product nucleoside-triphosphatase, cancer-related (gene Ntpcr). The coding region runs from base 1 to 789 and encodes 262 amino acids. NCBI's taxonomy places the organism in Eukaryota, Metazoa, Chordata, Mammalia, Rodentia, Muridae. Gene Ontology annotation, molecular function: ribonucleoside triphosphate phosphatase activity. The transcript has 6 exons. The record is from RefSeq and is a predicted model, not a curated record.